Molecule: messenger RNA, 4045 nt
Organism: Phlebotomus argentipes
Lineage: Eukaryota; Metazoa; Arthropoda; Insecta; Diptera; Psychodidae
Gene: Cht11
Product: chitinase-3-like protein 2
Exons: 3
Coding region: 202-1713 (503 amino acids)
Biological process (GO): carbohydrate metabolic process; chitin catabolic process
Cellular component (GO): extracellular region
Molecular function (GO): chitin binding; chitinase activity
Source: RefSeq, a predicted model, not a curated record
CCUUCAGCUGAUUGUCAAGUGUCAUCCGACUACAAGAAUCUUAUCAGCAAUUGCUUUGUUUUCCUCAACUUCUCUGCAAAACAACACUCAUAUGUGAGUUAAAUGUGUGUCUCUGCCUAGUCUUGGGGCGCUUUUGUACCGAGUGUAUCAGGAGUUCAAGCCUACACUGUUCAGGAAGCGCACCUGGAAAGUUGGGAAGAAAUGUCUCAACAGCAAGUCAAGUACGAACUGCUCGAGGGUCAGCGAGAAAAUAGGCUCAAGUACUCCUCUUAUUUGCAAGUGGCGCUGCUGAUCCUCCUGUGUGCAAUCUCCAGCGUGACCGUGUACACGACGUGGACGAUCAUCUACCGGAACAGUUUCAAUUACCCCCCAAAAUUAUUUGAUGUUCCAGCGCUCUUAAUUCAUCGAACAAACAUUUAUUCUCAGUAUCUGAGCGAUUUCUCGGUCCACGAGACCCAGGCAGUGACGAAUUCCACCGCGAAUGGAGUGGAAAGUGCCUUGCAGAGGACACAGGGAUCCCCAGUGUCAAUGAAGGAGCUCGAUAACGAGCGUAUCCUGCCAUCGCGCUAUGGGAACUUCAUUCCCACGGAGCGCGGAGGGAAGAAGCGGCUGGUGUGCUACUAUUCAGUGCCGUACGAUGUCGAGAGGCGGCAUGAGCUUCAACCGCAGGACAUUGAUCCGCACUUAUGCACACACAUCAACGUGGGCUACGUUGCUGUGGUGAAUCACACGCUGCUGCUGGACGAUGUGCUGAAGAAAGUGUUUGUGCAGCUGACGGCGUUGAAGAAGAUCAACCAGGAGCUGAAGAUUCUCGUGUGGACGGGCGGAAUGGAGGACAGUGGAUUUCCUGAGAUGGUGAAAGAUCAUGCGAGGCGGAAGCUCUUCAUUCAGAGCGUGAAGAGUGUUUUGGAAACGUUCCGAUUGGACGGAAUCGACCUGGAUUGGGAGUUUCCAGGUGGAUUUGAUCGACAACGACAGCACUUUUCGCAACUCCUGCACGAGAUUCGGCGAGAGUAUCAGCGAGAGCACAGAACAUAUUUGCUAACUGUGGCUGUGGCGGCACCGCGGCCCAUCAUCGAUGUGGCGUAUGAUGUUGGUGAGAUCAACAGCUAUGCAGAUUUCAUCAACGUGAUGACAUACGAUUACCACUUCUAUGGCGCGAUAUCGCCUAUGACGGGCAUCAAUGCGCCUCUCUUCGCGAGGGAUAACGAGAAGGGACUUCUGGCGAUGCUCAACAUCAACUACACUGUGAACUAUUGGCUGGAGCGCGGCAUGGACAAGGACAAGAUUGUCGUGGGUCUGCCGACUUACGGGCACUCCUUCCAUCUGGCCAAUCCUCUCAACCACCGUAUCGGCAGUCCGGCGACGGCCUUUGGCUCCACUGGAGUCCAAGGCUUUGUGUCAUACUCAGAAGUGUGCUGGUUUCAACAAAACAACAUCUUCGUCACCACGCAGUACGAUAAUGCGACGUGCUCGCCUUUCACCACAGCAGGAACCGAGUGGAUUUCCUACGACGAUGUCGUGAGUCUGGAGUGCAAAGCGAAGUGGGUGAAGGAUAAUGACUUCGGAGGAGUUAUGAUUUACUCUCUCAACGCGGACGAUUAUGGGCUCCACUGUCGACGAGGCGACAUCCUAGCAAAUCAAGAGACAUUCCCAUUGUCACGUAAAAUCCACACGGUUCUCUUUAACAACUUUUCCGCGACGAACAAUUGAGGAGUGAUCUUUUAGAUAAGAGUCUCCUUCAGCAGUGAUGAUCACAAUGUUGUGUAGCUCUGGAAGAACGUGAAUUUGUAAUUUUUUGCCAUAGAACUGAAAUGUUCACAUUUCCAGAGCAAAGUUUCUAAAGCGAUACACGUCAAUUGGGCGGUCCAAGAUAUUAAUCACCAGUUAAAGUUGGGGCAAUUUAUUAUGUUUGAAAGCUUUAAAGGUAUAUAUUUAUAUAUAGUUUAUUUUCUCCCUUUGAUCCCCACUUGACGUAUUUCAGUACAAUUAAUCAUCUAUCAGUAUCGAGACUUACGUGAACAGUUGGUGGAAAUUUAAUGGGCUGCAAGAAGUCUAAAUGUCCUCUGACGGAAUGAAAGAAUUUAAGAUUACUUUUUGGAAACAUUUUUAGACAUAAAUAAGGAUUUUAUUUAACUGAAUACUGUCAACAAGUUCUUCGCUUUUGCUGGUUAAUGCAUACAUUUUAUACUUUGAGAAAAUUGUCCUUUAAUCCUAAAAUCAAUCUUUAUAAGACUUAUUUCCUCUGAAUUGUUCUGUUAAUUUUGAGAAUUUACGUCUUGGCGGCAGAAUUGAAGCCAUAUUACUGAGUUUUUUUUUAACGUAAUUCACUUCGUGCGGAUAAGCAGCCCAAUUAAUUUCCAAUCACUGUAUUGCUCGACCGGGUGAUUUAUCAUCACUGCUGCAGGAUCAUCUCAACUGACAGCAAUAUUUUCCAUGCGGAGUUUCGCUCCGACCAUUCCAUAUUUAUAUUUAUUUAUUGUGCUAUAUAGGCGAUGUCUUGCCUCCCCACCCAAAAAUUAUUGUUAUUGAAGAGAAGUGGAUUUGUUGGGAAGCCGCAAAACUCCUUCUUUGUUUGAGAAGAGCGAUGAGAGUGUUCUUGUCUAAAUUCACUUAAUUUAGUGAGUUUUUCGAUUAUGCUUUCUUUGAAAACGAGAGAGAGAGAGAGAGAGAGAGAGAUGAAAAGUAUUUAAGGGAGGAGAAAGUGAAAGAUUUACGGUGAUUCUGAAGAGUUUUCACCUCAUAAGCAGAUUUAGUACAAGGAGAAAGGAAGAGGGCAAAAGGGUGCAGGAAAAGCCACUCGUGAAGGAUGAAAAAUUGAAAAUUGGUUUGAAGGCAAAUUCAAUUGUUGGGCAAAAUGUCUUCCACAUGAAUCUCGAUGGAAUAUUCUUUGAUGGAAUUUCACUCUGGUUUUCUAAACUUUUUCCUCUACCUCAAAAUCAUUUAUCAAUUGAAUUAAAAUGAGGGUUUUUCGAGUCAGACUUUUAUCUUGUGAAAAUGAAAAUUCCAUUGUUCUACUUUAAGAGCCGGAAAUUCAGGGAGAGAUUGGAGAUAAAUUAUAUCCUUAUACUUGUGGAAGUCUCUUUUUUUUCUCACUGGAGUGCCUCGCUUCGCUACACAAGAAGAACGCGGGUGAAUAUAGAGGGCAUAUUAAUGAUUCUCAACGCAUAGAAUUCUAAUUUCCCUUCUCAUUACAAGCACAAUCGCUUGUCCGGUUUUUUUUCUUGGCUCAUUUUGAAAGUUUUUCCCCGAAACGCCCAAAGGAAGCUCCUCUGCUUUUUCAAUAGGGACAUAAAUCUAUUAUGUAGAGUACUUCCUGGGGACAAUGUCGAUCCUCAGUGUGGACAAGGAGUGAAAUGAUGGUCGACAAAACCAAUUUAUCAAAUGUGUGAUAAUUUUUCAAUUUUUAUGGCAGCUCAAGCGGCAUUUCCACUGAUGCUUGCCUGUAUGUCUUUAGUUCAUAUUCCACAAUUACUUUCCGGACUGUAUUUUCCGCUGGAAAUAGAAUUAAAAAGGGCGAGCGUGGGGAAUAGGAUGAGCCACAGGUGCCAAAUUGUCAUUAAAUAAAAAGCAGAAGUGUGAGUGAACAGUGUGGAGCAAUUUAUGGUCUGACGAGGGAGUGAAAUAUGCUUCUAACGUGGCCCAUUGGUGAAAAAAAAUGAAAGUUGGAAGGCUCAAAAGUAUGAUGUGAAAGAACGAAGAGAGGAAAUGUGAAAUUUAAUUCUGUUUUGCUCUAACAGCAGACGAAGGAAAUUGAUUUUUCUCUCUUUCUCUAUCCCAUGAUUUCCUGUAUUAUUCCCGAAAGUAUGAAAAAUGAUAUAUUUCACCUCACUUUGACAUGAUGUAUUGCGAUAUUGUUACCAUUAUUGUUUUACUUUAAUUUUUGUUGUUCCUGUAUUAUGUGUAUACAAUUGUAGUCGAUGUGGAGAAGCAAUAUAAUAUAUAAUAAUAAAGGACAGAAUGUCACCAAAGAACAAACAUUGGAAUUUCUAAUGCUUUGAAAAUUGAGAUUGUUUCAUUGUUCAUUGAAUUGAAGAAAUAAUUC